Messenger RNA from Camelina sativa (false flax), 1196 nucleotides. The record is from RefSeq and is a predicted model, not a curated record. Lineage: Eukaryota; Viridiplantae; Streptophyta; Magnoliopsida; Brassicales; Brassicaceae.
UUCUAGUUCCGGUUCCACAGUAUCCACUCUACUCAGCUACCAUAUCACUGUUAGGUGGUACUCUUGUUCCUUACUAUCUUGAUGAGUCUGAAAACUGGGGACUUGAUGUUAACAACCUUAGACAAUCUGUUGCUCAGGCGUUCUCAAGGGAUAACAGUAAGGCACUCUUCUCCCUUGUACUCUUUGCUAUCAUAGGUGAUGCAGUUAGCGUAGAUGCAUAUGUUUAUACAGGUAAGCGCAAUGGUGAUCAUUAACCCUGGGAACCCAACUGGUCAGUGUCUAAGUGAAGCUAACUUAAGAGAGAUAUUGAAGUUCUGUUAUAACGAGAAAAUUAGUUCUUCUGGGAGACGAAGUUUAUCAGCAGAACAUAUACCAGGAUGAGCUCCAAGAAGGUUUUGUUGGAUAUGGGUUCGCCAUUCAGCAAGGAAGUUCAGCUUGUAUCCUUCCACACCGUCUCUAAAGGAUAUUGGACAGCGAGGAGAGGUGGAUACUUUGAGAUGACCAAUAUCCCUCCCAGGGUUGUUGAGGAGAUAUACAAGGUUGCAUCAAUUGCCUUCAGCCCCAAUGUAUCCGCGCAGAUCUUUAUGGGUUUGAUGGUUAGUCCUCCAAAGCCUGGAGACAUUCUAUAUGACCAGUUCGCUCGUGAAAGCAAGGGGAUUCUUGAAUCAUUGAGAAGAAGAGCAAAGAUCGUGACUGACGGAUUCAACAGCUGCAAAACCGUUGUCUGUCAAAGAAACAAAGCAAUAAAAGCCGUUCAGUUUAGAGAUUUUGAUACGGUUCUUGAUGAUUCUUGUGUAAGUCAAAUGUUAAUUGCAAUGUAUUCGUUUCCUCAAAUACGGUUACCAGCAGGAGCUCUCCAAGCUGCAAAACAAGCCGGAAAAGUACCAGAUGUUUUCUACUGUCUCUGGCUCUGCAUUUGGACAGAAAGAAGGUGUGUUCCAUCUGAGGAUACCAGCAGAAGAAGAGAUGCCAGAGAUCAUGGAUAGUUUCAAGAAGUUCAACGACGAGUGCAUGACUUAGUACGAUAAUAACUUUGGUGGAAUGUGAUUACUUCUUCUUCCUUCUUCUUCUUCUGAACAUCUAUUUGUGUUCUGCUAUACUUCUUAAAAGCUAAAAUCUCUGUAGUACUCUUUCUACUUGUCAUAUUCUCUAAAACUCUCUCUAUUUCUAUUUUCAGUUGGAAUCGAUUUAAGAUC